GUUUACUCUUUAGUUCUUUCUGCUGGGAAUUUUUCUUUGUCUCUUGCUGCAGACCAGAUUCUGUCCAGGUUCACCGGUUUACUUCUUUCAUCUCUUGCGAUUUUUUCAAGUCCUGCAGAAUUCUAGGUUACUUCAGCAGGAAGUUAAUCUGCCCUGGCAGGCAGGGGCCGGUGGAGUGAGCUGGGAGUGAUCUGGGAGUAGAAGAAAGCUCCUUCCUGGAGUAAUUUCCUUCCCCUGCCCCUUGUUUCUGGAAGCUUUCUUAGUGUGGGCUGCCUUUGAGCAUGGAAUGAGGCAAUUUAGGGGACAACGUGGCUGUGAUGGUGCUGAGAAGGGGGAGCAGGUCACUACAACAUCAUCAUAUCUCUUCACAACUAUGGCUUUCAGCACACUUCUCUAUCGCAUUGCGGAAGAAAUAGGCAGUGAUGAGCUGGCCUCCCUCAAAUUCCUUAGUCUGGAUCACAUCCCGCAAAAGAAGCAGGAACCCAUCGAGGAUGCCCUGAUACUAUUCCAGACACUUCAGGAAAAGAGAAUGUUGGAGGAAGGCAAUCUGUCCUUCCUGAAGGAGCUGCUGUUCAGAAUUGACAGGCUGGAUCUGCUGGUUAAAUACCUGGGCACCAGCAAGGAGGAGAUGGUGAGAGAACUAACAGAGGGCACAGCUCAAAUUUCUGCCUACAGGGUCAUGCUUUUUAAGAUAGCAGAAGAUCUAGACAAACUGGAAUUGAGAUCUUUUAAAUUUUUUUUGAAAAAGGAGAUCCCCAAAUGUAAACUGGAAGAUGACAUGACCUUGCUUGAUAUUUUCAUAGAAAUGGAGAAGAGGGUCAUCCUGGGGGAAGGAAACUUGGAUCUUCUGAAAAGAAUCUGUAGCCAAAUCAACAGGAGCCUGCUGAAGAAAAUCACUGAUUAUGAGGAAUUAAGCAGAGGGAGAAGAUUGAGCUUUGAAAGAAGUACAGAAGAAUUUUCAAAUGGGGAAGACUCACUCAGAAUGCUGGCAAUCUCGGACUGUCCAAGAGAACAAGACAGUGCGUCACAGGCAUCUGACAAAGUUUAUCCAAUGAAAAGCAGACCUCGCGGAUACUGUUUGAUCUUCAACAAUUAUGAUUUUAGCAUAGCACGAAGAAAAGUGGAAAAACUUCAGAGAAUGAAAGAUCGAAAUGGAACACACCUGGAUGCAGAGGCUUUGAACAAAACCUUUAGUGAGCUUCAUUUUGAGGUGGUACUGUAUGAAGACCAAACAGCAAAACAAAUCUGUGAGGUUCUGAAAUCCUACCAAAGCAUGAACCACAGUGACAAGGACUGCUUCAUCUGCUGUAUUCUCUCCCAUGGAGACAAGGGCAUCAUCUAUGGCAUCGAUGGAGAGGAAGCCCGCAUCUAUGAGCUGACCUCUUUUUUCACUGGUUCAAGAUGCCCUUCCCUUGCUGGAAAACCCAAAGUCUUUUUUAUUCAGGCUUGUCAAGGGGAUAAUUACCAGAAAGGCAUAUGUGUUGAGACUGACUCAGAGCAGCACGAGGCCUAUUUGGAAAUGGAUGUAGCAUUCCAAAAUAAAUAUAUCCCAGAUGAUGCUGACUUCCUGCUGGGAAUGGCUACUGUGAACAACUAUGUUUCCUACCGGAGUCCUGCAGAGGGGACCUGGUAUAUUCAGUCACUUUGCCAGAGCCUGAGAGAAAGAUGUCCUCGAGGUGAUGAUAUUCUCACCAUCCUGACAGAAGUCAACUAUGAAGUGAGCAGCAAGGAUGACAGAAAACGCCUGGGGAAGCAGAUGCCACAGCCCACUUUCACGCUCCGGAAAAAGCUAUUUUUCCCCCUUCUCUGAUCUGUGCUGCUUGGAUGUAUAAUACUACCUCUAUUGAUAUUAGCACUUUUUUAAUAAGGAAAAAGUUAAUAUAUUAACUUAAACUAUACUGUGUAACACUAUCUUUAUUGAUAUCUUGCACUUUGAUAGAAGAAAAGUUAAUAUAUUAACUUAAACUAAUUUCCACACUACAUGAAAAUUUUCUAA
This is a messenger RNA of Otolemur garnettii (small-eared galago), 1996 nucleotides long. RefSeq names its product caspase 8 (gene CASP8). Gene Ontology annotation, molecular function: protein binding; cysteine-type endopeptidase activity. NCBI's taxonomy places the organism in Eukaryota, Metazoa, Chordata, Mammalia, Primates, Galagidae. Gene Ontology annotation, biological process: apoptotic process; proteolysis; regulation of apoptotic process. Bases 287 to 1810 code for a protein of 507 amino acids. The record is from RefSeq and is a predicted model, not a curated record. The transcript is spliced from 9 exons.